Molecule: messenger RNA, 621 nt
Organism: Vidua chalybeata
Lineage: Eukaryota; Metazoa; Chordata; Aves; Passeriformes; Viduidae
Gene: FGF6
Product: fibroblast growth factor 6
Exons: 3
Coding region: 1-621 (206 amino acids)
Biological process (GO): cell differentiation; positive regulation of cell population proliferation; positive regulation of gene expression
Cellular component (GO): cytoplasm
Molecular function (GO): fibroblast growth factor receptor binding; growth factor activity
Source: RefSeq, a predicted model, not a curated record
AUGGCCACGGCACAAAGACUUCUCAUCACUAUGUCCUGCGACGCCAGCGCUCACUGGACGUUGCCUGCGUUCCUUCUCCUGGGUUUGCUAGCCGGGAUUGCUGCCACACACCCAGUUGUAAGCAGAACUAAUGGCACAUUGCUGGAGAGAGGAUGGCAAUCUCUGCUGUCCAGGUCCAUGGCUGGGAUGUCAGGGGAGAAGGCAGAUGUGAACUGGGAGAGUGACUAUUUGCUAGGAAUCAAGAGGCAGCGGAGGCUUUACUGCAACGUGGGCAUCGGGUUUCACCUUCAAAUCCUCCCAGACGGAAGGAUAAGCGGAGUUCACAAUGAAAACCAAUACAGUCUCUUUGAAAUAUCCACUGUAGAAAGAGGUGUUGUAAGUCUGCUUGGUGUGAAAAGUGCUCUCUUCAUUGCAAUGAACAGCAAAGGCAGGUUGUAUGGAACAGCUGUUUUCCAAGAUGAGUGCAAAUUCAAGGAAACCUUGCUGCCCAAUAACUACAACGCAUAUGAAUCCAAUGUUCACCGCGGCGCUUACAUAGCCCUGAGCAAACACGGCAAGGUGAAGAGAGGGAACAAGGUUUCUCCUGCCAUGACAGUGACCCACUUCUUACCAAGAAUAUGA